Volvox carteri f. nagariensis is the source of this 507-nucleotide messenger RNA. RefSeq lists its product as uncharacterized. The transcript is spliced from 3 exons. Bases 1 to 507 code for a protein of 168 amino acids. The record is from RefSeq and is a predicted model, not a curated record. NCBI's taxonomy places the organism in Eukaryota, Viridiplantae, Chlorophyta, Chlorophyceae, Chlamydomonadales, Volvocaceae.
AUGCCUCCCAAGAAAAAGAAUGACCUUGCUAAGGCUGCAAAAAUGGCGGACAAGGAAAACCUUGCUCGGGCAGAAACCGAAAUUCUUUCUUUGCAGCACCUCUUGGAGCUGCGAAGCCAUGAGGCACUGGAGGCAAGGCGCAGUGAACGAAUGUGGCGUGAGCGCAUGGAAGCAUUUACGCAAGCAUUAGAGCAGCAAAAGGAGGACACGCUGGACAUCACAGCGGACAUGAUGCGCCAGUAUAAGGGCAUGCAGGAGCAGCUGCUUAAAAAGGUAGCCGAUUUGGAGACGGAGAACCGUCAGUUUAAAAAGACAAUUGAGGAGCGGGACUCGGAAAUUGCCAAGUUGCAGAUGGAGAAGGAACAGCAAAAGCGGGCCAGCGACCUCGAGAUCCUGCAGCACCAGCACAAGAUGGAGGAGAUGCAGGUGGAGUUUGCACAGAUGCUUAGGGAAACGCUGGACAAGAUGCACGAGCGGCUGUCGAACGGCACCUACAACAGGAGCUGA